AUGGAGGAAACAGCAGCCGUCAAGAUUCCAAUUUACAAUCCGAUUGACCCGGCAUUGUGGUUUGCUAUGUGUGAAGCAACUUUUGCUUUAGCCGCACCCAAGCCUAUUACGGAUUCGAAGACAAAAUUUAACUACUGCGUCGCUCAUUUGCCGCCGGAAAUUGCUGCGUUGGUUAGAGAUAUCAUUCUCCGAGAACGUACAGAUGCUUCUUACGAAGACCUCAAAGCUGCUAUUACGGAACGCUGUGGAGAAAGCAGUACGAGUGAAAUACGAAAAUUACUCACCGGCGAGCAACUUGGAGAUAGGAACUCAUCAGAUCUUCUUCGUGUAAUGACUAGGCGGGCUGAAAAAUACAAUGUGCCUGGCUCUUUGUUACUGGAAUUAUUCAUGCACCAGUUGCCGCCAAAUGUUCAGUCUAUUCUAGCAUCGGUUGAGCCGCUCGAUUCAUCGAAAGCUGCCAGUAUUGCAUAUAGAAUAUUGGAAGUUACACCCGUUCAGGUAAACGAAGUUUCUUCUCGUGUAUCUCUCAAUGUAUCUGGGAAUUCUAAAUUGGAUUCCCUGCUGGAGGAAGUGUGCAAAUUGCGUAGCGAGGUUUUGUCUCUACGACGAUUACGCAGUGUUUCCAAAAAUCGCUAUAACAGGAAGCGAAGCCCUUCAGGUAAAGCUGUUUCGAAAUGUUCCUAUUGUUGGUAUCAUCAUAAAUUUAGUGAGAAAGCAAAAAAGUGUGUUCCACCAUGUACAUUCCAGGGAAAGGGUAGUGGGGACAUGCGCUUUAUCCUCCGAGUCUCGCCGCCUUUUCUUAAGAGACAGGAAAUCGAAAACAAUAAUUUUGUGCGACACUGGCUCAGACGUCAGUCUUCUUUCAGCAAACAGACAGGAAGCGCGUCAAACACCUAUUAUGACGUUUUCUGCAGCAAAUGGUACCCCUAUUCCAGUUUAUGGACAAAAGGCGUUAAGUAUUGA
This is a messenger RNA of Stegodyphus dumicola, 963 nucleotides long. RefSeq lists its product as uncharacterized. Lineage: Eukaryota; Metazoa; Arthropoda; Arachnida; Araneae; Eresidae. The record is from RefSeq and is a predicted model, not a curated record.